AUGUUUGUCGACGCUAAGAAAGUAUAUCAUUCUCAAAGGUGGUCAAGGGUUGGGAAGCACACAAGGGAAGCCGAGGCGUUCAAGAUCACGAGAGGCCUCGUGGACCAGAACCUCACUCAUUUUUCCUUCGAACCAGUGGCCUCGGACGCACAAGCACAAUACGUUGCGGCCUGCGAUUCGUGGUGGGGGAAAUACGUUUGUCAUAAAAUAAUCAAAACAGAUGACGACGAAAGAAGAGCCACAUGGAUCAUGCGCAAUAACACUGGAGACGAUGGGUUUGAGCAUAACACCAAGAGUUUCGAGUCCUUGUUCUACCCAGGAUACUUCAUGCAGCUGGAGAAGCCAUGGGUACGGCUGUCCAAGCCUGGUGGCCGCGACUUUAGCAGAGCUGCUUCUUGGAAGGUUGAGUUCGCCCAGCUGGCCAGCUGA
Molecule: messenger RNA, 429 nt
Organism: Prorocentrum cordatum
Lineage: Eukaryota; Dinophyceae; Prorocentrales; Prorocentraceae
Source: the annotation of a GenBank genome assembly